This is a messenger RNA of Stylonychia lemnae, 1968 nucleotides long. The record is from the annotation of a GenBank genome assembly. NCBI's taxonomy places the organism in Eukaryota, Ciliophora, Spirotrichea, Sporadotrichida, Oxytrichidae.
AUGAUCCAAUUGACAAGUCUCUUAAUGAGAGGAUCAAGGCUGGAGCCAGGACUUAAAAAGAACCCACCCGCUGCAAAAGAUUCAUCAACAGAUGGCCUUCCUAAUCCAGUCCCAACACCUAAAGGCAAGGACGCAGCUUAAAAAUAAGAAAACUUUAAGCCACAGUUCGCUAGAAAAGAGUCAGUAGCUGGCAAGAAAGGAGGUAAAGAUGAUGAUUCUGAUGAUCCAAUCGCUAAAUCUCUAGCUCUUAGAAUCAAGGCUGGUGGAAUCUCAGAAGUUAUUUCAUAAGCUGAAGCCAAGAAGCUAGGUUUAAUCAAAACUACAGUCACUGCUCCAGCCGAUAAAAACGGAACUAAGCCAACUUCCAAUGCUACCACUGAUAAGAAAGCACCAGGCACUACAGCUCCAGCAAAUGGCACCACUGAGGAAAAGAAAUAAGGUACAGCUGUUAAAGAUAAUAAAAUUAGCAAGCCAGCUCCAGCAAUCCAAAAGGGCACUGGAUUCGGAGGUGAUAAAAAGAAAGGUGCUGCUGAUGAGGCAGACCCCAUUGAGGAAAGUUUGAAAUUAAGAAUAAAGGCUGGCGGCUUAACAGAAGUAGUUCCACUUGAUAAGAAAGCAGCUGCUGCUUAAGCUACUAAGAAGGAUGCUCCUAAGACAGCAGAAAAGAAGGAGGAAAAGAAGGAAGCACCCAAGACCACCGCUCCUGCUACCCAAACUAAAGUUUAAUCUCCAACCACAAAUACAACUGCAACCACUGAUAAGACAAAGAAUAGUGUAGAUGAUGCAAAGAGAAGACAGUCAGUUGGAACUGCAUCAACAUUAACUAAUGUCCCUAAGGUGAUGAAGGGAAAGAAGAAGAAUGAAGACUCUGAGAAGAAGGAUGAUGAAAAUGAAGCUACUGUUUCAACUCAUCAAAACGCUUAAGGUGAAGACUAAAUAAAUUCUCAAGCAGAUGAUGAUACUAAAUAGUCACUUAAUGGAGAGGCUACAGGUGAUGUUGAAAAUAAUCAUACUGAAAACAAUGCAGAAGAAGAAGUUGAAGCAUAAGAAGAGGAGUAACCUAAGGAAGAGCAAUAAGAAUAAGAGGAAGAUCCCUAUGAAAGAUAAGAACAAGUAGAUGAAUAGGUACAAGAAUAAGAAGAAGAACAACAAGUAGCAGAGCAACAAGAAGCAGAGUAGAAUGGUCACAACUAGGCAGAGGAAGUUGAUCUAGAACAAGUCCUAAGCCAUGUUUUGGAGCUAUAGUCUCUCCUUGAUCAAACUAAGCCAUCUAAUGUUGGACUUGAGGAUUUGAAACUUAAAGGUGCUGAGAUAGUUAAAAGCCUCAGAGAUUAACUUCUCGCCGCAGUCUAGGAUAGCGAGACUCAAGCUAAGGCUUCUGGUGCCGAUGGUGAGAAGCAAGUUGACCCAUCAGCAUUCCAGACCUCAAAGAAUACAAACACCUGUUGCAUCGAAUUCCUCUAGGAGAACGAUGUCGAGACUGCCUCUUGGAUUGAUGAAGCCGAUGGCCAUGAUAAAUUAAAGAAGAUUCUUAAAGUUUUCUUCUCACUCAUCUCCACCUACAACAGUGAAUCGUGGUGCUCAUUCCCUACCAUUUUAAAUGAUGAUCUCUUCUAUGCAGGAGCAAAGCAAGCUCUUUUAACUGAUGCUGUUACUUUGAGUCCAUUCUUCACAAACUGCCUCAAAAAUCUAGACUUAAGUAAUGAGAACUUGCUUAAGGUGUCUCUCUUACUAAGUCACUUCGAUGAUCUUAAGGAAGACCUAGACCCAGCUCAAAGUGUAGACGAUGAGAAUCAAGCUGAACUCAACAUGACCUUCUUCUUAUAUGUGAUCAAGGAUAUUCUUGAGUACUUCGGUAUGUAUCCCACCACCUCAGCAGGCAGAUAAUAACAACAUGCUCUUACAAGAGCCAAAUUAUUUAAGACUAAAUCUGAUUACCUCACAAGAGUACUAGCUCAAUUAGAAUGA